GAUUUACCAUUUUGGAGUUUAAAGUAUGUCAUCAUGGCAAAGUUUCGAAGAAGGACUUGCAUCAUUUUGUCACUUUUUAUUCUAUUUAUUUUCUCCCUGAUGAUGGGUUUAAAAAUGCUGAGACCAAAUAAAGCUACUUUCGGAGAUCCUUUUGGACUUGAACUUCUUCCAGUACUUCAUCAACAAACUCGCUUAGGGAAAAGCUUUGAUUCCCAAAACAAUGACAAAAUCAACAGUGAAACAAAUAACAAGAAUUUAAAAAGUGUUGAAAUCACUAUGAAGCCUUCCAAAGCCUCUGAACCUUACCUGGAAGAGCUGCAACCUCUGAAUUAUUAUUUACAUGUAUUUUAUUACAGUUGGUAUGGAAAUCCACAAUUUGAUGGUAAAUAUAUACAUUGGAACCAUCCAAUCCUGAAGCAUUGGGACCCUAGACUAAUCAAGAAUUAUCCACAAGGGAAACACAGUCCCCCGGAUGACAUUGGCUCCAGCUUUUACCCUGAGUUGGGAAUUUACAGCUCUCGGGAUCCUUCUGUCAUUGAAACUCACAUGAAACAAAUGUACUCAGCUUCAAUUGGUGUACUAGCCCUAUCUUGGUACCCACCUGGUACAAAUGAUGAGAAUGGAGAAAAUACUGAUGACUUGGUACCGACUAUUUUGGAUAAAGCUCAUAAAUAUAAUCUGAAGGUCACUUUUCACAUCGAACCAUAUAGCAAUCGAGAUGAUCAAAACAUGUACAAAAAUGUCAAAUAUAUUAUAGACAAAUACGGAAAUCAUCCGGCCUUUUAUAGGUACAAGACUAAGACCGGCAAUGCUCUUCCUAUGUUUUAUAUCUAUGAUUCCUAUAUCACAAAGCCUGAAAAAUGGGCCAAUUUGUUAACCACCACAGGGUCUCAGAGCAUCCGCAAUUCUCCUUAUGAUGGACUGUUUAUUGCACUUCUAGUAGAAAGCAAACAUAGAUAUGAUAUUCUUCAAGGUGGUUUUGAUGGAAUUUACACAUAUUUUGCCACAAAUGGCUUUACUUAUGGCUCAUCAUAUGAGAAUUGGGUGAGGCUAAAAUUUUUUUGUGACCAGUUCAACCUACUGUUUAUCCCAAGUGUGGGCCCGGGAUAUAUAGAUACCAGCAUCCGCCCAUGGAACGCUCAAAACACUCGAAACCGAAUCAGCGGGAAGUACUAUGAAACUGCUCUGGGUGCUGCACUCCAUGCCCACCCCAGUGUGAUUUCUAUCACCUCUUUCAAUGAGUGGCAUGAAGGAACUCAGAUUGAAAAAGCUAUUCCCAAAAGAACCAGUAAUACAGUGUACCUGGAUUACCGGCCUCAUAAACCAAGUCUUUAUCUAGAACUAACUCGCAAGUGGUCUGAAAAAUACGGUAAGGAAAGAGCAACUUAUGCAUUAGAUCAGAAGCUGCCUGUUUCUUAAUGCAUUAAUAAUUAUAGAAAUCACCUAGUACCUUUUAA
Odobenus rosmarus divergens (Pacific walrus) is the source of this 1457-nucleotide messenger RNA. RefSeq names its product glycoprotein endo-alpha-1,2-mannosidase-like (gene MANEA). Gene Ontology annotation, molecular function: alpha-mannosidase activity. The transcript is spliced from 4 exons. Gene Ontology annotation, cellular component: Golgi apparatus. The record is from RefSeq and is a predicted model, not a curated record. Bases 34 to 1419 code for a protein of 461 amino acids. NCBI's taxonomy places the organism in Eukaryota, Metazoa, Chordata, Mammalia, Carnivora, Odobenidae.